GACUUAAUACUCCUGUUGAUCUUAAUAACUGGGCAAUCAUAUAUCCCAUGAAAUUCAACAAUGAUGCACGAGAACUUUGUACAACACUUCAACGAGUUGGCCCACCAAUGGGAAUGUCAGUUGCAGUACCUACUACGCAUGGAUUGAGAGGAGAUAGUGCUCAAGAAUAUGUGGGUGCUCUCAACAAUUGUGCAGGAAAACAGAUGGUUUUGUUGAUAUUACCAAAUAAUAGAGCAGACCGAUAUAGUGCCAUCAAGCGCCAUGCAAGUGUGAAGAUGGGCCUUCCAAGCCAGUGUGUGUUGAGCAGAACCUUAUUCAAAAAGCAACGUCUUAUGUCUGUGGCAACAAAAGUAGCAAUCCAGAUGAAUUGCAAACUUGGAGGUGAACCCUGGAAUGUUGCCAUUCCAAUAAAGAAUGCAAUGGUGAUUGGAUAUGAUGCAUAUCAUGAUAAAGCAACUCGAGGAGCCUCUUAUGGAGCAGUUAUAUCCUCUGUAAACCAAGCUUGGACUCGAUAUCUGUCUCAAGUAGGUCGACAUACAAACCAGGAAGAGCUAACUGAUAAUUUUGCUUCAGGAGUAAAGAUUCACAGCCUGUCCAACACCGAGACACCUGCAGUGCCUCCUCGUGGCAAUCCAUGGAAACUGGGCACUUUGCGAUCCCAAGCUAAACUGUGGGGGAUCUCGGAGCAGCAGGAGACCCCAGAGGUACAGAGCCGUAGCCCACCGGCGUGUAGACACGCCCUAGCUCCGUACCAACUCCUGCUCCUCAACCACCUUAGGGUCAAUGGGCGGCUCAGAAGAGGUGGGCCUUGCCAGCCCUCCUCCCCCUAG
Penaeus indicus is the source of this 830-nucleotide messenger RNA. RefSeq names its product piwi-like protein 1. The record is from RefSeq and is a predicted model, not a curated record. Gene Ontology annotation, biological process: regulatory ncRNA-mediated gene silencing. Gene Ontology annotation, cellular component: P granule. Bases 48 to 830 code for a protein of 260 amino acids. Gene Ontology annotation, molecular function: RNA endonuclease activity; piRNA binding. The transcript has 5 exons. Lineage: Eukaryota; Metazoa; Arthropoda; Malacostraca; Decapoda; Penaeidae.